Lutra lutra (Eurasian river otter) is the source of this 1188-nucleotide messenger RNA. RefSeq lists its product as uncharacterized. The transcript has a single exon. The coding region runs from base 16 to 798 and encodes 260 amino acids. Lineage: Eukaryota; Metazoa; Chordata; Mammalia; Carnivora; Mustelidae. The record is from RefSeq and is a predicted model, not a curated record.
GGGCCCCGACGGGACAUGGUGCUGACCGAACUGGCCGCGCGUCUUAACUGCGCGGAGUACAAGAACUGGGUGAAGGCGGGCCACUGCCUGCUGCUGCUGCGCGGCUGCCUACAGGGCUUCGUCGCCCGCGAGGUGCUUGCCUUCCACCGCGGCCUGCUCGCCGAAGCCCCCAGCCUGGGCCCUCGCGCCGCCUGCCGCAGCGGCUCUCGGUGUAGCCCGCGCGCCCGCCAGUUUCAGCCUCAGUGUCAGGUUUGCGCAGAGUGGAAACGGGAGAUUUUGAAACACCACACCAACAGGAAUGGAGACGUCCACUGGGGAAACUGCCGGCCGGGCCGCUGGCCCGUCGACGCCUGGGAGGUGGCCAAGGCUUUCAUGCCCCGAGGACUGGCAGACAAAACCGGCCCCGAGGAAUGUGAUGCCGUUGCUCUUUUAAGUCUCAUCAACUCCUGCGAUCACUUCACCGUUGAUCGAAAGAAAGUCACCGAGGUGAUUAAGUGUCGUAACGAAAUCAUGCAUUCUUCAGAGAUGAAAGUGUCUUCUCUUUGGCUUCGAGAUUUUCAGAUGAAGAUCCAAAAUUUCCUGAAUGAAUUCAAGAAUAUUCCAGAGAUUGUGGCAACAUACACCAGAAUAGAACAGAUCUUAAACCGAUUGCAAGUGGUAAAAGAAUUUCUGAGAAACAAUAAGGAUCUUAGAAGUGGUCUUAGAGGAGAUCUGCAGAAACUAGACAGCCUCCAUCUACAGCACCAAAAUCCAGAUUCCAAGGAACCUGGGGCCCAGACACCUGAAGGGAAGGCCUGAGGUGAUUUCCUGCAUGUGACGAUUGACAGAUUCAUCUGUAACUUCGUCUAUCGCUUUACCCCAAGAGUUCUCCACUUCUGACUUUGUCCUAUUUGUUUCCUCAACUGCAAAACCACCGUCCAGUCAUAUGCAGUGGUCCAUGGGAUCAGCCUCCCUCCCCCCACCUCUGCUCCUUUUCAAAGCCAGCAGCACUUAACGGGACCAGGUCACUUCUGGACCUUCAGGGACAGAAUUGCCACCUGCCGCAUUCCUUGGAGGAAGUGUUUCUACUCCAAGCCCAAAGGAAGCAUCGUUCGCUUGCUUGGCUGCCCAUCAAGGAUGUGCUCUGUAGACAAUGGGCAGAGGGUGGGGGUAUAUUUGGCAUAUUUUUACAUUAAAAUGCAUGUAUAU